GACCUGGUGCUGACUCUCACACAACAGGACAUGAAACUCCAAUGACUCAGAAAUCACAUCCACGAGGACUGAAUGAAGAAAUCACAAACUUAAAAGUGGAUUAAAACUCCUGAGACGCUGAGGAAAACUUGUUUGGAGGGUUUUUUGUUUGUUUGUUUGUUUUUGCAGAGUGAGACUUUAUGUGUGAAGUGAAUUCCUUUCAAGAACACUUCGUUCCAUGCAUAUAGGGCUUCUUCCACUUUCCCUGUCAACUGUAUUCGACUGUUAAAAUGGCAAACACCAGUGCAUCUGUUUACCAACUCAUUGAAGACUGUGAAGCCACGCACAAGGGACUGUAUAAAUUCUAUGCAGCUGUCAUGAUCGUGAUUUUCAUCUUGGCUUUGCCUCUGAAUGCAUCUGUCCUCCACCUCUUUAUAUUCAAGCUGAAGUUCUGGAAAUCAAACACCAAUAAUGUUUUUCUUUUCAACCUGGUGUUGGCUGACAUUCUCCUGCUCUUCUGUUUGCCCAUAAAGGCACAUAACUUCAUCCAGGGAGAGAGGAGGAGUGGGAACGACACAGUCUGCAAAGCUAUGCUCUUCAUGUUGUUUUUAAACCGAGGAGCCAGCAUCGCCUUCCUAACAGUGACUUCUAUCGAUCGAUACUUUAACGUAGUGCACCCUGGUCGAAAGAAUCUUCUGAGAGCUCUUAAGAAAUCUCCUCACAUCUCGAUCCUCAUCUGGCUGCUUCUUCUGCCUCUCACCAUUCCCACCAUGCUCAAGAACUUUGACUGCUGCAACAGCCACAAAAGCGAGAAAGACGAUACCCUGAUAAAGGAUGUGGUUGACAGUUUGAGAGAGGCGGUCUUCUUUAGUCAGAUCGUCAUCCCCUUUGUCAUCCUGGUCUACUGCACGGUGCGCAUCGUCAACCGGCUCAGGAAAAAAACUAUCGGGGAUAAGACCAAGCUGAGGAGAGCGGUUGUUCUGGUGACCACCGUCAUGGUGGUCUUCUCCCUCUGCUUCCUCCCCUGCACCAUAGCCAGGAUGGUUCUGCUGAUCGUCCGGAUCCAGGAGCUGGGAGAAAUACACCAGGAUAAAGCUGCUGUGGCCUUUGACGGCCUCAUGGUCCUCUCCUACAUGGACUGUCUACUGGAUCCCCUGGUCUACUGCUUCUGUAGCACCAAGUUUAAAGCAAUUUAUCUCUCCAAUUAUUUCCCGUUCUUAGUGAAAGAAACUCCAGUGCCGGUGGACAGCUCAACAGGAAACGCAACGCACCCAACACGCAAUACAGUCAUUUGAAGUUCAUGGAAAGCAGAGGACGGAUGGCUGCUGGACAGGGUCUUGUUUUUCAGUGUGGUGACACAGAAACCCAAAAGGACCUGAGACUGACAGUGUGUCCCCACAAUGUACAAUGCACAGUGUAUGAACUCUGAAGGUAAAGUGCGCCAUGAAGACAAGACAAGACAUACAGUAACUAUUUAAAUUUCUAUUUUCUUAUGAUUCUUAAAUAAACACAAAAGUACAAAAUAGGAGGGACUGUUAUGGUUCCACCAAAGAAUGUCUUGUAGAUAUGUAUGUAAUACUGACUCAACAGGCGAAAGAAUCUCAUUAUUGUCUAGAAUAUAUUAAUAUUGGUGGAUUUUAUUUAGAGAAACAAGUUUUUUUUUGUUUUUUGUUUUUUUUUAAGAGGUAUGCCUCACAGUGAAAGUAUUCACAUCUGUUUUUCUGUUUGGCUUGGACAGUGGAAUAAGUAGUUAUGACCAUGAAAAAUUCCUUUCAAGCAUCAAGAAUCUUAUCUGUCAACUUGUACCAAUCUCACACAGCCUUUAUCUGAGCUUCCACAGUCAAACAAGCAUUAUAGGUUCAACGGCUUCAAUUAAGGGUCAGAACAUAUAACCCCAACACCCAAAAAUGUGUUUAAAUCUUGUCACAUAAAUUUACUCUGAUGCUGUGGUGAGAAACACUGAACCAAGAUGCCUGAAAGGAAAAAAAGCUUUUCUAGAAAUCAUAAAUAGUUUUCACAAGCAUGAAUUCUCCUCCUUGGUGAGGAGAAUCAAAUGUGUGCAUGCAACUGACCUCAAAAUAGAUGCAUAUGAGGCCACUGGCAUUACAUAAGGGUUCAUUCUAAAGGCCCAUACACGAAGCUGGUCAUUAAUGUUGAUUUAAUACUGAAUUGUAGAACUGUUUAUACUGUAUAUACAGAGAGAUGGGUAUUUUCAUUCUGUACAUUUUUCCUGAGUGUUUCUGGGAUAAUUUCUUGUAAAUUCAUUUAAAAUAAAAUUAACUUUUCCUCAUUAUGUUGAGAAGCCCCUUCACACACCACUGAUGAAGAUUUAAAGAUCUGUAUUACUGUGGCAGCAUAAUUAAAAACAAGACCAAUGCCGACCUUUGACCUCAGAUCACACACAUACAAACAGAAUUGUACACAAGCAGCCAACAUGUGACAAUGUGAUAAACAAUAUUUGGCUCCGCAAAUGUCACAUCUGCACAACUGACAAUGUGCUAGUGUACGAAAACACUGCAAAUAUUUACCAAGUAAAGACACGGGCACAGACCCUGAGUCAGAUAAACUGUGAUCUUCAAUAAGUCAGUGUCAGACUUUACAAGCAAACACGACUGUAACACCCUGCAAUGGUUUGUGUCACUUUGUUUACUCUGUAGAUUUAGAUUUAUCUAUAAAUGCAUCAAUCUGCCCAAUUACAAGGAAGACAGGGUCUGUUUUCACAGGCUCCAAUGUCUCAUUUAUUGUUACAGACUGUAAACGUGCAUUAACACAGGAAGCAAACGUAGAAGCAUUUCCACCAUCUACAAAGUGAGUGUCAGUAUAUUCAGUAAUUAGUCAUUUGGGAUUAAGGUGUUUUGUUGGCUCAAACACAUCCACACUCAUGAGUUAAGACAAGUCGUCCUGGCAUGAACGCAGCAGUGUUGCAGCUGUGUCAGCCAAAUGUUGUCAUCUGUUUAGUUGAAAAUUGAUUGUCUUUUUUUUUUAAUGUGUUUUUACUACUGCUGAAAUGUGUGAAUGUAUAAAUAUGUGGUUCUCGCUGAGUACAC
Toxotes jaculatrix (banded archerfish) is the source of this 3026-nucleotide messenger RNA. RefSeq names its product 12-(S)-hydroxy-5,8,10,14-eicosatetraenoic acid receptor-like. Gene Ontology annotation, molecular function: G protein-coupled receptor activity. The coding region runs from base 270 to 1274 and encodes 334 amino acids. NCBI's taxonomy places the organism in Eukaryota, Metazoa, Chordata, Actinopteri, Toxotidae. Gene Ontology annotation, cellular component: membrane. The transcript is spliced from 2 exons. The record is from RefSeq and is a predicted model, not a curated record. Gene Ontology annotation, biological process: G protein-coupled receptor signaling pathway.